GAAGAUGAAAGGUAGCCGGAUCGAGCUGGGAGAUGUGACACCACACAAUAUUAAGCAGCUGAAGAGAUUAAACCAGGUCAUCUUUCCAGUCAGCUACAAUGACAAGUUCUACAAGGAUGUGCUGGAGGUUGGCGAGCUAGCAAAACUUGCCUAUUUCAAUGAUAUUGCAGUCGGUGCGGUAUGCUGUAGAGUGGAUCAUUCACAGAAUCAGAAGAGACUUUACAUCAUGACACUAGGAUGUCUGGCACCAUACCGAAGGCUAGGAAUAGGAACUAAAAUGUUAAAUCAUGUCUUAAACAUCUGUGAAAAAGAUGGCACUUUUGACAACAUCUAUCUGCAUGUCCAGAUCAGCAACGAAUCAGCAAUUGACUUCUACAGAAAGUUUGGCUUUGAAAUUAUUGAGACCAAGAAGAACUACUAUAAGAGAAUAGAGCCUGCAGAUGCUCAUGUGCUGCAAAAAAACCUCAAAGUUCCUUCUGGCCAGAAUGCAGACGCGCAAAAGACAGACAACUGAACAAAUUACAAAUGAACUUUCUUGCACUUGCUUGUCGCCAAAUAAAAGAGAGGCCCAUUGAUUUCCCCACCCCCCAGCCCUUUGUUUUGAAGCUUUUCCCCCUCCUUGUUCUUUUUUUUCCUCCUUUCUUUCCUUCACUUUCCUCUAAAAGUUUUAAUACUUUCAAAAUUAAUCAUGUUUAGGUUGUUUUUGUUUUCUUGUUUUUGUGAGGUGGUUUGACUGUAGGAAGGAGAGGUAUAGAUCUGUUUAUUUCACAGUUAAGAUAUAUGGUCCCGAAAAUUUGGGUAUCAAUUUCAGUUUAUUUUUAACUUUUUUUAAUGUCCUGCUUUCACAUUGAAGGGCAGAACCUACAAAAUAUUAUAUAUUUCAAAAGACAAAAAGCAGUAGCAAUAUCUUGUUCUCUAAUCAUAGACAAGUUUAGUGUGUUUGUGGUACUUUGGGUUUUUCACGACUGUUUGUGGGAUACUAAUCCCUAGACAUUGCCUUCAACUCCACCUUUUGUCCUUCUAAGUACUAUCUCAGGAGUUGGACUAUUGUUAUCCUUGUAAGAAAUACAAAGCUUAUUUUGUGUGUGUGUGUGUGUGUUUAAGCAAUUAUUUCUUCCUUCCUCAUUGGUGGCUGAGGGUGGGUGGGAUAGUUUGGGUAGGUAGUGUUAGACUUUGGUCUCAGUAUUUGAGUUAAACUGCUUUUUGCUCAUGAGUUGGUUGGUUGUUAGCAGGUUUAUUUUUCCUGCUGUUGAUUGUUAUUAGUGGCGUUAACUUUUAGAGUGUGAGCUGGUGAAAUUAAUUUUUUUUCCAAUAUUCCAGCUAAAGAUAUGGCCUUUAACACUGACCUAAAGAGGUUUGUUGUGACUUACUUUUUUUUUCUCCUGUCCCCUUUCUUCAGUAAACCCACAGUAGUUAGUCUAACCUUAAAAAUGGAGUUGGUGUCCUUAUAGGUCAAUACCCCUAAAGAAUCCUGAAGCAGGUGUUGUCUAUUGGACAUAUUAAAACAUACUUAAAGAUAAGAUUAGAUGGACUUGUGGCACAAUAAAUGCAUUUAAUGUCAGUUAAUGCAGGCUGUUAAAAGUGUGGCCACUGAGCAUUUGAUUAUGAGGAAAGAAUAUCUAGACAGUAUUUUUGAGAACGACAUAGCUGUGCUAUUAUCUGUUGGAGAACAUCCCAGAUUUGCUUACAUUCUGUGCCUAUGAUACUAAGUUUAAGGAUUCGGGGGAGGGAGAAUUGUUAAACAUAUUACUUCUUUCUUGGAAAAGUAAAAGUCUAGAAGUGUUACCAAUGCAAAUGUCACUGUGACCUCUACUGAUAGAACUGGUUUAUGCCAGAUCAUUUUCUGGUGCAUAAGGAGUGGUUUUGACAGGUUGAUAACUUUGUAAGAAAAGAGACAUCUGAAAUUAUCUUGUUUUCCUCCAUAGUCCCAUCUCCAAUAUUUAAAUUUUUAUGAUUGCCAAUAUUGGUGGCCCAACAAAUGAUCUCACUAGACUUUAAAAUAGUGCAUAGAGUUUGAAGAUUCUGUCAUUUGACUUUAAAAGGAAGGUUGUUUCAUAAUAUUUAUCCUCUUAUGUAAAUUCUGCUGUGAAAGUCUCAUCUCUCCAAAUAUGUUAAAUGACAAAAUUAUUUUACACAGUGUUUAUACACACUUUAUAAUCUUAAGUUCUUAUUUGAGAAUGUGAAAGUACAAAGUACAAUAGACUUCAGCAGUCUUAGUUGAGUGCCAACAAUAAUACAGAAAAGGAAGAUAGUUGAUGAAUGAGUUUAUAGGGUUCUAAUCUUAAGAUAGUAAAAAUGUAGAAAGACCAUGCUGGUUUCCUGGGUAUCAGUUACUUCAGCAGUCUAAAUCUAAGCUUAGAAUAAAAGUUUAGCAUUAAGCACCUUUACCUUAUGGAUAAGCUUCCGCUUGCUCUUGCCAAGAAAAGAGUGCUUGAGUUACAGAAGGCAUAAUUAGUUUGAAGAAUUCAGCCUUUUUGUAAACUUACAGAUAUCAAAAUAGAUUUUGAUAUAUAAAUGAGUUUUCUGAGAUGACACUGCCUCUAUUUCUAUAACCAUUUCACCUGGACUAUCAGUCCUAUGAAUGUAUCCCUAAAUGUUGUUAUUGAAAACCGAAUAGCUGCCUCAUGACAAUUAAGUACAUGUUAUUUAAGGAGGAAAAAAUAUUAAAUUUUGAAUUGAGUAUGUAGGCUCCCUAUCAUUAUACUGUUUCUUUUUCCACACUAGUCAAUAUCUUUAACCUAAAUUGUAAAUGUUUGUAAAGGGUUAAUCAUCCUACAUCAGACUUGUAUUAAAUAAUUCCAUCCACUUACGGAGGAGGAAGAUAUAGAAGAGGUAGAAGCUGGGCACUAGUUCAUAUGCUUAUGAGUCAGUAAAGCCUGAAAUAAGGCCCCAUGUUGAGUUGGUUAUUUUGAAAUAUGAUAAAAAUUAUUAUUGAGGUAAAACUAUUCUAUUAACUUGAUGAUUGGAUUACAGGAUAUAACCACCAUAUUUUUCAGGACAGACAGUUUUUAUCGUGGGAUGAAUAGGUAAAAAAUUAUACUGGAUGGCAAUUGUAUUUGGGUUCUAAAGAAAAAAAUCUGUAGAGAAAUCUAUGCAAUAUAUAAUUUGUCCAGAUUAGUUUUCAUAUGGGGAAAGAAGUUCUGAAAUAUCACCAAAGCAGUUUACUCAUCAAUUGAAAGUCCUCCAAAAACAGAACUAUUGGGAAACCAUGGUGUGUGGGGUGGAAAAGAAAAGCUCCCUCAGUUUUUUGGAGGGAAUAACUUUAAAAGUACUUAAAUGGCUAAGUUUACUUGGUGCAGUUAAGAAUUAAAUUUGUUGAUUUUAACAUUGCUGUUACAUCUGAAAUAAACUUAUGUGAUGUUCUAGUAA
Myotis lucifugus (little brown bat) is the source of this 3369-nucleotide messenger RNA. It is a transcript of the gene NAA50, whose product is annotated as N(alpha)-acetyltransferase 50, NatE catalytic subunit. NCBI's taxonomy places the organism in Eukaryota, Metazoa, Chordata, Mammalia, Chiroptera, Vespertilionidae. Gene Ontology annotation, biological process: mitotic sister chromatid cohesion. Gene Ontology annotation, cellular component: NatA complex. The transcript is spliced from 6 exons. Gene Ontology annotation, molecular function: acyltransferase activity, transferring groups other than amino-acyl groups. Bases 5 to 514 code for a protein of 169 amino acids. The record is from RefSeq and is a predicted model, not a curated record.